AUGGCGACCCCAGCAAAUGAAAAUAAUGACCAAAACACCUUAAGUGUAGGUGUAUUAUUAAUCUUUGGUGAUAUUAUUUCCAAUCAACAACGUGACGAGAUAUUUAAUUAUCUCAAUAAGGCAUUGAAACGGAUCGAUAGUAAAAAAUUUCAUGAAAUAGACAAUCUUUUCAAUAAUUUAAUUAAUAUUGAAGAAUUUCAAGCGGAAUCUCAAUACCGACAAAUAAAAAUUACAGACAAUGGUUCGAUUGCUGGAUUUCUGUAUUUACCUAAUUUUCAUGCUGUAUUAAAUGUGCUAAAAGAUUAUUUUAAUAGUUGUUCUCAUGUUUCUAUUAUAUUCUGCGGUCAGCAAAUUGAUUCACAUGGAUCACUUAUUUUGGCUGAUUCAACUUUUACUUCGGAUCAUUUGAAUAAUCUAUUUGAAGAUGGUGGAAAAUAUCUUACAGAAGAUUUACAAAUAAUAUUACCAUUUAUUUCUCAUCAAUGGACAAAAUUAUUAAAACAAAAAUGUGUGAAAAAUAUUCAUAUUGAUGAUUUGUCAAAAGAAAUAAAUAACGAAAAUUCAUUUGGAAAUGAAUUCUAUCAAAGAUUAAAUCAAGUUCUCUAUAAAGAUUCUAUUGAUUUUGAUAUUUAUCAUAAAUUAAUAUCAAGAGAUAGUUCAGGCACAAUUGCUUUCGAUGAACCGAAUCUUUAUAUACUAUAUGGACAACAAGGAGAAGCAUCGUUAUUUGGUAUUCGCGGUUUUGUUGUACUGAUUAAUGGAGGUUUUAGUCGAAUGCCUUCGUAUUGGAAUUUAAUUCGUGGUCUUCAAACUGUUGAUGCUUGUAUUUUAACACAUUUCGAUUAUAAUGUUCUUUCUGGUUUACAAACAAUUAUUCAUCGAAAGACUAUUCCAUCAUUGCAUGAUGGUCGAUUAUGUAAACCAGAUAUAGGAGCUAUGUUUCUUAAUAAUAUACAACGAACCCGAUUACAAGCGUUGCAUUCAUUGAAAGCACCUUCAAAUAGCAAACUAUCAGUUAAUCUAUCUCAUAAUAUUGAUCAAUUCUUAAAUGAUAUUAAACAAUUAAAUAUCGAAACAUUUGAUUUAGUAAAAAAUACAACACCGAAUAAACAUACUAUAGAGCCGAUUAAUCUUUACAAAAAGAUAGCAUUUGGUUCACUUGAUCUUUAUGUGUUGUAUCCAUUAUCAUCUUCGUCAAUGGAUGAUGAUAAAUCUUUAGCAACUUUACAAAAAAUUCCAAUUCGUGAUCAACAACCUUCUCCUUCGAUAAUCCCUCAUCAUCAUUGGUAUUCAUCAUGUGCACUUCUCGUUUGGACACCAACAGCAAAAUCAAGCAAAGAUAGUUUAGUUCGCAUUUUAUACACAGGCGCAUGUCCACAAACUCUCGUCUUUGAAGCAUUAGCUAGAGCUCGUCACCUCGAAUUUUUACAUGAAUCUCAACAACAACUUCAAACAAGUCGAGCAAGUACUCCUAAAACAACAUCAUCUACGGCUAGUAGUAUAAAUGUUAAAUAUUCAAUUUCAAAACUUAAAUCGACAUCUUCAACAUCAUCAAGCAGUGAAAAAAUAAAAGUUCUUCCACGAACUGUUACAUCACAAUCAAAACUUCGAUUGGUCCCUACAACAACAACAACGAAACUAGAUAGAAAAACAUCUAUUCCUAGAACUGAUCCACCUCUACAAUCAGCUAAUAAAGAUAAGAAGAUAUUCAAUUCUCGGCAAACCAUAUCAAAAACUAUUACUAAAGUUAAUCAAGUUGAUAGACAUGGACGAAAUUUACAAACACAAAACAUUGAACAAUCAAAUAAUGAAAUAAAACGUCCAGAAUCAAUUUCAUUUACUAAUAAUAUAAAUGAAGCAUUUGUCGAUAGUAACACAGCAACACCACUCGAUGAAAAUAAUUCAUACUUUAUUGCUACUGAUCCUAUGACAACAAGUUUUGUUGAUGGAGCACCUAAUACUCGAAAUCCAUUUCUUGAUAAAAAUGACGAUAUUGAAAUCAUCCACCAUAAUAUAUCAACAGCGACAACAUCAUCCAUCGACGAAAUAAAUCCACAAGGUUUACCAAUGAACGAUGAAAAUAAUACAAAAAGACUAACAGUUAGAAAAUCAAGUCUACCUACAAUUUCAAAUAAUAACCCACGCAAAACAAAACAGAACUUACCAUCUGGUUCAAUAUUUUAUGUUGACGUUGCAUUUAUUCCAUAUCAUGGCAACGAACAUUAUGUUGAUAGUGAAUUUUUUCGGCGUAUACGUGCUCGUUAUUAUGUAUUAAAUGCUGUUGAAAUAAACCGUCUCACAUUAGAAUCUUUAAUUGAUGGAAAACAGCAAUGGGAUAAACAAGAACAAAUACCAGUAACACUUGUACCGACAUAUGAUGGGGAUCAAUUAAGACAAUUUUUUGUGAUGAAUAAAAAUCGUCUAGCUGAACUGAAUAUCAAUAUAAUUCCAGCAUCAACUCGGUGUAAUGUGCAAUACGAUGAUGAAGGUUCACCUGCACAACGUCUACGUUUUAUUAAUGACCAAUAA
This is a messenger RNA of Rotaria socialis, 2529 nucleotides long. The record is from the annotation of a GenBank genome assembly. Lineage: Eukaryota; Metazoa; Rotifera; Eurotatoria; Philodinida; Philodinidae.